Messenger RNA from Solanum stenotomum, 1566 nucleotides. RefSeq names its product isoleucine N-monooxygenase 1-like. Gene Ontology annotation, molecular function: oxidoreductase activity, acting on paired donors, with incorporation or reduction of molecular oxygen; monooxygenase activity; iron ion binding. Lineage: Eukaryota; Viridiplantae; Streptophyta; Magnoliopsida; Solanales; Solanaceae. The coding region runs from base 1 to 1566 and encodes 521 amino acids. The transcript has 2 exons. The record is from RefSeq and is a predicted model, not a curated record.
AUGGUAAUCUACAACUUCCUCUCUACUUUCUCAAAAUCCAAUAACAAUACUACUCUAUGGAAAAUCUUCAUUUCUACUAUUCUUAGGAAAUGGAAUAGUAAGGUAAGAAACAAUAAACCAUUUCCUCCAUGUCCAAAAUCAUGGCCUAUAAUUGGAAGCCUUCCUCAAAUCUUCAUAAAGAAUAAGACAACAUUUAUUUAUUGGAUACACAAAAUUAUGGAGGAGAUGAACACUGAAAUUGCUUGCAUUUAUCUUGGCAAAGUUCAUGUAAUUCCUAUAACUUCUCCUGAGCUUGCUUGUGAGUUCUUGAAGAUCCAAGACUCCAUUUUCUCAUCUAGGCCUAUUUGUAUGUCUGCAAGCCUUAUUAGUAAUAACUACUUAACUUCUGUUUUCCUCCCCAUUGGUGAUCAAUGGAUGAAAAUGAGGAAAAUUCUUGCUUCUCAUGUGUUAUCACCAACCUCAUUUCAAUGGCUUCGUCCUAAAAGGGACGAAGCCAUUGAUGACCUUGUUCAAUUCGUUUACAAUCAAUGCAUCAACCAACAAGUUAUUAAUUUGAGGCAAGUGACAAGAUGUUAUUGUGGGAAUGUUAUUAGAAAUAUGAUUUACAACAAGAGAUCAUUAUUUGGAAGUAUAGAAGAAGAGGAGCAAGUUGAUGCACUUUUUACACUACUCAAGUAUCUUCAUUGUUUUGGUAUAUCAGAUUACUUACCAUGGUUAAGUGUGUUUGAUUUAGAUGGUCAUAAAGCAAUUAUUAAGAAAGCCUAUGACAUAGCAACAAAACAAAUUGAUAUUGAAGUUGAUCAUAGGAUUCAAAUAUGGAAAGAUGGCAACAAAAUUUUGGAAGAAGACAUCCUUGAUGUUCUUAUCAUGCUCAAAGAUGACAAUGGAAAUCCAUUGAUGAAUGUUAAAGAGAUUAAAGCACAAGUGCUUGAACUCAUGCUGGCAACAGUGGACAAUCCCUCAAAUGCAGUUGAAUGGACACUUGCAGAAAUGUUGAAUCAACCAAAGCUAAUGCAAAAAGCCAUAAAAGAACUCAACAAUAUUGUUGGGAUGAAUAGAUUGGUUCAAGAAUCAGACUUGCCUAGGCUAAAUUAUGUCAAAGCUUGCAUAAAAGAGGCAUUUCGACUCCACCCCAUAACGCCUUUUAAUGUUCCUCAUGUGUCUAUUUCUGAUACCAUCAUCGGUGAAAAGCACUUCAUCCCUAAAGGGAGCAUAGUGUUAUUAAGUCGUCUUGGACUUGGCCGUAAUCCUAGAGUUUGGAAGGAUCCAUUGAAGUUCAAGCCAGAACGCCACUUGAAAAAGAAAGAUGGUGAUGAAGUAGUUCUCACUGAUUCAAAGUUACGUUUGUUGUCAUUUAGUAUUGGAAGACGAGGUUGUCCAGCUGUGAAACUUGGUUCAACAAUUACUACAAUAUUACUUGCUAGACUUCUUCAAGGAUUUACUUGGAGUUUACCACCAAAUUCAUCAUGCAAUGACUUAAUUGACUCAUCUAAGAUGGAUCAUUUUUGUACUUUACCACUUCUUGCUCAAGCAAAAGCAAGAUUAGCUAAGGACAUGUAUCUUUAA